Molecule: messenger RNA, 1149 nt
Organism: Zychaea mexicana
Lineage: Eukaryota; Fungi; Mucoromycota; Mucoromycetes; Mucorales; Lichtheimiaceae
Product: WD40-repeat-containing domain protein
Exons: 5
Coding region: 104-1090 (328 amino acids)
Biological process (GO): nucleocytoplasmic transport
Cellular component (GO): nuclear pore
Molecular function (GO): protein binding
Source: RefSeq, a predicted model, not a curated record
ACACGUAAGCAAAAAUUACAUGGACAUAUCUGCGCUUGACAGGGAAAGGAAGGGCGGAGGAGGAGGAGGAGGAACAUCAGACGACUAACGGACAAGACAACUCAUGUAUACUAGUCCACUUUAUGAUGUACCACGCGUCAUUGGUGAAUUGAUUCAUACAUAUUAUCGACCCACUAGUCAGCUUGUUAACGAUCCACCGGAAUUGAAAAGUGAUGCGAUUCGAUCCAUGGCAUGGCACCCACACCGCAACAUUAUUGCUUUUGCCGAUGAACACGAUGCAAUUUAUGUUUACGAGCGAGAAGGACAACACCAAGGCUGGAAGCGCGAAGUGUUGAAACAUCCAUUUAUGCGUGAUAUCACGUGUAUUGAAUGGAAAAAACGAGCACGCGGUACACUUGCCGUUGGAUGUCGAAAAGGUAUUUGUCUUUGGAACCUUGGAAGCGAAUCAGAGCAAGACUCUGCAUCCAUGAACUACUUAUUCCAUCCGGAACAUGAGAAUAUCAGCUCGAUAGCUUGGGAUCCAUCACCAGCCAGUCAUCUUCUUGCAGCAGCAUCGGGAACAAUGGGCACAAUUGUGGUUUAUGACACAAUGUUCUUAAGCACGAUGCCGCUUAAACGUAAAGGAAAAGGGAAUCUGCUGUUACGCUGGAGUCCAAAUGGACGAUGGCUUUAUGUGGCGACAAAAUCAGGAACCUCGCGCAUGUGGGAUACAUUGGAUUGGACGUAUAAAGAGUUGAAUAAUCCACCGGGUUUAUGGGUUCAGUCUGCAUGCUGGGCACCUGAUAGUCGAAGCUUAUUGCUUUCCAUGCACGGUAAAAGCGAUGUUCAUCUCAUUUACUGGGCAGGAUCAUCGAAUGCUUCAGAGAUCUGCCAUGAAAAAGUAUACUCUGCAUUACCCUCGAUUGACAGCGUAGCCGGGGAUGGCAAAUGCUUUACUGUUGGAGAUUCGAUCAAGGAGCUUGUACUAUGCCCUGAUACUGGCCGGAGGUUGGCUGUGAUCUUCACCAAUUCUUCGGCAGUUGCUUUGUACGCAGUAGAUAUUGAAUCACCUUUGACGCUCAAGAACAAAUCCGCAUUAACAAAAAUGUAAUUUUUUCUGUUUUCAUUCUAUGGGUGCAUCCAUGAACAUUAACUUUACUGAUAUCUUCU